AUACAAUCACUAUACGCACCUGAUCAUAAUAAGAAUGAAUUAAAUUAUCCAAAUAAUAAUACUCCCUUCUAUUCUUCCUACUUAUCCUAAUUUAUGGUGUUAAUGGUUAUAUGAAACAAUAACUAGAACGUGGAACACACUUGUUCACUAAAAGUUGUACUUAAAAUAUUCACAAAACCUUAUUUCAUUUCCAUCCUUACAUCACUCAAAGCUCAAAAACAAAAACAAGAAAUAAUAAUGGGAGAUAAAAGAGCAACUCCGGCGCCAUUAAAGAAGAUAAGUAGAUGGAUUCGAAGCCGAUCCGUAAGACAGCUAGUAAGCAUGGCUGUUGUUGUUGCUCUUUUACUUGUUGUUUUGCUCAAGCUUUUGGUCAAAAAUCAAGCUUAUACUUACAUUUUUGCUGAACUUGCUCAUGCUGCUGGAAUCCUUGUCUUAAUUUAUAAACUUUCUAUUACCAAAACUUGUUCUGGUUUAUCUUUAAAGACGCAGGAGCUUACAGCCAUAUUCUUAACAUUGAGAAUAAUGUGUCAUUUUGCAUAUAUGCCUGACAUUUUUAUUUUUCUUGAUUCAAUUACCCUGCUAUCUACUCUCUGGGUUAUCUAUAUGAUACGCUUCAACUUGAAACAGACUUACCUUAAGGAUCUUGACAAUAUGCCUUUGUAUUAUGUGUUGUUGCCUGCCCUAGUGGUUGCGUUAAUAGGCCUUCCAGGGCUGUUAAACUUUAUAUUCAAAUUCCUCUAUGUCUAUUCUUCCACUAUUGAAGCUGUUUCGGUGCUCCCUCAGCUACGUUUAAUACAAAAUGCUAAGAUGGUGGAACCAUUUACUGCCCACUAUGUAUUUGCCCUGGGUGUGGCAAGAUUUCUCUCAUGUGCAAAUUGGAUAAUCCUGAUUAUUGACACCAAAGGAGUAUUCCUUACGGGAAUAAGUGAUGGGUAUCUCUAUAUUGCAGGAGCUCUUCUUUGUGAGGCAGUUCAAACCUUCAUCUUGGCUGAUUUUUGUUACUAUUACAUCAAAAGUGUAAUUGAAGGACAGCGGAUGAUGAGUCUACCUUCACAGCUUGUAUAAGGUUGGGAAACCUAAUAAAAGCUUCAGCAAUAAACGGAGAUGUUUAAUGUGUAUGUUUUUCAUAAUCCUCAUGAUUAUUAACUAAUUAUGUAAUAUCUUAGAAAUUCUUGUACUAAUUUUAAUGUUGAGAGAGUCAAAGGGUCAUGUGAAGAAUUAGCUCUACAAGAGCAUCUAUGUAAAGACAAAACUUUGAAGCAGUAUUGAAAUAAACAAAUCAAAUUUAUUUGAACUC
Molecule: messenger RNA, 1297 nt
Organism: Amaranthus tricolor (Joseph's coat)
Lineage: Eukaryota; Viridiplantae; Streptophyta; Magnoliopsida; Caryophyllales; Amaranthaceae
Exons: 6
Coding region: 238-1065 (275 amino acids)
Biological process (GO): protein retention in ER lumen
Cellular component (GO): membrane
Molecular function (GO): ER lumen protein retrieval receptor activity
Source: RefSeq, a predicted model, not a curated record